AUGUCUCUAGCAGUGCUUCGUUUGGUGUCCAUCGCGUCCGUGGUGGCUCUUGUGUUGUACUUCGUGCUCAAGCACUUGGCCGUCCCGCAGAAUGGUGCCAAGAGACUAAAGCGAAACGAAGGCCCUGCUGAGCGCAAGCUCGUCAAGGGUGGCACACCGCAGAAGAUUGAUCUCUUUACCGCCAGCGUAUGUGCAGCCUAUCCAGAUAUGUCUGUUGACAGCGUCCGUCGUCUUUUUCCACGCAAAUUUGAGGUGCACGGUCACGUCGUGGUGAUUCGCCUGAACGAUGGCACCUCGGUAGAGGAAGUCCGCCCACUGAUGCGCUUCUUUGCCCAGUCCUUCGCUCCGGUUUCAGUCGACGUGGUACUGCUGGAGGUGGACGGCAUCGUUGGCGAGCUGCGCCGCCCAUCUCUGCAGCUCCUGUUCCAGGCGGACACCGCCUUGACGGAAUAUGCGACGUCGCUGCGACGCACCAUUCAUCGCCGCUGGAGUGAUGCGCAGAAGCGAGGGCAACCUUUGUGUAUGACAAUUGAUGCCAUGGAGAGCACGCUGAAGCGGUGGACAGCGUCACCGACCUUCACGGCACAUGUGGAGAACGGCGUCAUAUACAGCUUCGACGUGUCGCGGGUGAUGUUCAGCAGCGGCAACACAACGGAGCGAAUACACUUUGGCGCCGUCGCUGCUUCUGGUGAGGUGGUAGUAGACAUGUUUUGCGGCAUUGGCUACUUCGCUCUGCCCCUAGCGAUGCAUGGCAACGUGGCGGAGAUUCACGCUCUUGAGAAGAACCCAGACAGCAUUGACUUUGUGAAGCUGAAUGCCGUACUGAACAGGGUGGGCCACCUCAUUCACCCCGUGUGCGGCGACAACCGCGAGGUGGGGGAAGAGCUGGUGGGCAAGUGCGACCGUGUGCUAAUGGGUUACAUCCCCACCUGCAAGUCAUUUCUCCCACGCGCCGCCUCGUUCCUCAAGCGCAACGAGGCAGGGAGGAACAGUGGCAUCGUGCACUACCACUUCCUCGCCGAGAAGCUCUGCGCUGCCCAGGAAGCGCUGAGGGACGUCCAGGAUGAGCUCGGAAAGGAAGUCGCCGCAUCCGUCCGCAUUACUGACCUUCGAUGUGUGAAGUCGUACGCGCCGAAGCGCUUCCACUUUGUCGCUGAUCUCUUUUUCGAGUGA
Leishmania braziliensis MHOM/BR/75/M2904 is the source of this 1173-nucleotide messenger RNA. RefSeq lists its product as hypothetical. The coding region runs from base 1 to 1173 and encodes 390 amino acids. Gene Ontology annotation, cellular component: cytoplasm. The record is from RefSeq and is a predicted model, not a curated record. The transcript has a single exon. Lineage: Eukaryota; Euglenozoa; Kinetoplastea; Trypanosomatida; Trypanosomatidae. Gene Ontology annotation, molecular function: tRNA methyltransferase activity. Gene Ontology annotation, biological process: tRNA methylation.